Molecule: messenger RNA, 747 nt
Organism: Funneliformis caledonium
Lineage: Eukaryota; Fungi; Glomeromycota; Glomeromycetes; Glomerales; Glomeraceae
Source: the annotation of a GenBank genome assembly
AUGGCAGCACUAGCAUCGACUAGUUUUGAAUUCAAUAUGGUAGUCACUGAAGUAACCGAAGAUAAUACUUCGGAUAUUAGUGAAGAGAUUGAUGAAUUAGCAGGAGAUCUUGAACCUACUACGGGAGUUGAUACUAUGAAGAAUGACAUACCAAAUAAUGAUAAGUUAAUUCCUUAUAAUGAUGAUAAUAGCACGAAUAACGAAACGGAAAAAAAAGGGAGAGAAGAUGAUAUUUACGAAAUCGAAAAAAUAGUUGAUCAUCGAACGUAUAGGGGAUCAAUACAAUAUAUGAUCAAGUGGAAAGGAUAUUCUGACAAACAUAAUUCUUGGGUGUCAAAAGAGCACGAAAGUGAAUAUUGGAAUAAUAAAGAAAUCGAAGCAAAAGAAAAAAUAAAGUCAUUAGCAGAUAGACAUAAUAUUAAUACUAAGAAAUUGAAAAGACAAAAGUCCAAUAGAAUUAAAAAAAGUCAAGAUAAACAUACCAGACAAAAGAAAAGUUUUGUUGAGUUAAAAUCAUCGAAAUCUAAUGAUAACUUGUUGAAUAAUAAUGCUGGAAGUUGGGAACCUUUUGUUACAGACGUUGCUACUAUCCAACAAGAUCCAUAUACGGGAACAUUAAUAGUUUUUCUGAAUUGGAAGAAUGGACACCGUACAUCACACACUAAUAAAGUAACUAAUGUUAAAUGUCCACAAAAAAUGUUAGAAUUUUAUCAACGGCACGUACAAUUCGUUCAUCAACAGCAUUAG